GCGAACGCGAACGCAUGCACUGGCACGGGCACGGCGGCGGCGCGAGCGUGAUGUGGAAAACGGGCGAAACGCGGCCCAGCUCGAUCUGCGGCGCGCGGGCGGACUGGUAAUCCAUCCACCGUUUCACUCUCUCUUCCUUCUCCUCUGGAUAAAGAUCCAGAUAUUAGUUUACUACUACUGCUACUCCGUACGUCAAGAGAAUUUACCCAAAUACUCCGAUCUAUAAAAAAAGUCUAUAUAUAGAUUAUAGAGAGGCAAACAAACCUCGCCCACUCCAACACGUGACACCCCGCGCGCGCGCCUCCGCCGCACGCCCCCACUCUCUCACCGCCACCGCCGAGAUGGCCGCCUGCUCCCACCUCGCCGCCGCGGGUGGCUCUUCCCCUGCCGCCGCCGCAGUGGUUCGUUCCCCGGCGCAUUCCUCAGCCGCCGCCGCCUUCGCGCGCCUCCGGUCGACGCUGCGUUUCUCGAGCGCCGGCCUGUCGGUUAAGGGAAGCAGGGCGACUUUCCCGUGGGUCGCCGCCGCGGGGCCGGCCGCGGCGGCGCCGGUGGCCGACCUGGACGGCCGCCCAGCCACGGAGAAGCAGCCCAUCAUUGUCAUCGAUAACUACGACAGCUUCACCUACAACCUCUGCCAGUAUAUGGGGGAGCUUGGAUUGAACUUCGAAGUAUACCGCAAUGAUGAACUGACCAUAGAAGAUGUAAAGAGGAAGAACCCAAGAGGAAUACUUAUUUCUCCAGGGCCUGGUGAACCACAAGAUUCAGGGAUAUCAUUGCAGACUGUUCUUGAAUUAGGCCCAACCAUCCCAAUUUUCGGAGUUUGCAUGGGCCUGCAGUGCAUUGGGGAGGCAUUUGGAGGAAAGAUUAUCCGUGCUCCUUCUGGAGUGAUGCAUGGGAAAAGCUCUCCAGUUUAUUACGACGAGGAAUUAGGAAAGGCAUUAUUCAAUGGCUUGCCAAACCCUUUUACAGCGGCGAGGUACCACAGCUUAGUCAUUGAGAAAGAAACCUUCCCACAUGAUGCUUUGGAGGCUACCGCAUGGACUGAAGAUGGACUCAUCAUGGCUGCUCGCCACAAGAAGUACAAACACAUCCAGGGUGUCCAGUUCCAUCCGGAGAGCAUCAUCACCCCUGAAGGCAAGAAAAUCAUCCUCAACUUUGUCAGAUUCAUUGAGGAGCUGGAGAAGCAGCGUUCCUAAUCUAGGGGAGGUAUAUGCGAAUGCGACGGGUGGUUUCAUAGAUCAGGCGGAAGCAGAGACAUAAGCCACUGCGAAGUUCCGGCACUGGCAGUGGAAGUUUAGCUAGGAAUCAACGUUUCCCUCUCAUAAUUCGUUGUGCUCGUGGUAACAUAAUCUGUGUGGACCGAAUGUCGAAUAAAGUCCAGGCGUCCAGCUGAUAAAAUAAGCACCGGUGUUGGUUCCUCUAGGUGGAUAUAUAUAUCCGGUAAUUUUCGGCAAGGGGAGGCCUCGGCACAUUUUUGUCUGAGUUCCGGCGGUAGCAAGACCGGCCGUAAUAGCGUUAGACCUUGUUCGACAUAAGUUUAUGUCGGAUUACACUCGGAAUUGUUCCAGCUAAGGGCCCGUUCGGUUGUACCGGAAUGAGCCAGGAUUCAUUCCAGCUCAUCAAAAUCUAUAUAAAUUAGAGAAAUAAUCCGGCUAGGAAUUAAUCCGGGGCUCCAAUCCGGAACAACCGAACAGGGCCUAAGAGCAUCUCCAGGAGACUCUUUAUUUUUGGCUCUCUAUUUGACUCUC
This is a messenger RNA of Zea mays, 1748 nucleotides long. Its product is annotated as anthranilate synthase beta subunit 1, chloroplastic. The transcript has 8 exons. The record is from RefSeq and is a predicted model, not a curated record. Gene Ontology annotation, molecular function: anthranilate synthase activity. Gene Ontology annotation, cellular component: cytosol. Lineage: Eukaryota; Viridiplantae; Streptophyta; Magnoliopsida; Poales; Poaceae. Bases 342 to 1196 code for a protein of 284 amino acids. Gene Ontology annotation, biological process: L-tryptophan biosynthetic process.